Molecule: messenger RNA, 2121 nt
Organism: Pipistrellus kuhlii (Kuhl's pipistrelle)
Lineage: Eukaryota; Metazoa; Chordata; Mammalia; Chiroptera; Vespertilionidae
Gene: DFFA
Product: DNA fragmentation factor subunit alpha
Exons: 6
Coding region: 80-1075 (331 amino acids)
Biological process (GO): apoptotic process; apoptotic DNA fragmentation; regulation of apoptotic process
Molecular function (GO): deoxyribonuclease inhibitor activity
Source: RefSeq, a predicted model, not a curated record
GCCAGGGGAGUAGGUGGAGGACGCCGGUAACGAGCCUCAGCGACUUCCCGGAGUCUAUCAGGUCCCGCUCCGGCCGAGGAUGGAGGAGUCUUGGGGCGCCGGUGGCCCGGAGCCCGGCGAUAAUCAGGCUCUGAAGCCGUGUCUGCUGCGCCGCAACCACAGCCGCGAGCAGUACGGCGUGGCGGCCUCCUGCCUCGAGGAUCUGCGGAGCAAAGCCUAUGACGUCCUGGCCAUUGAUAAGUCCCUGGCACCCGUCACCUUGGUCCUGGCAGAGGACGGCACCAUCGUGGAUGACGGCGAUUACUUCCUGUGUCUGCCUUCCAAUACGAAGUUUGUGGCCUUGGCUGGUAAUGAGAAGUGGGCGUACAACAACUCAGACGGAGGUACCGCUUGGAUUUCCCAGGAGUCCGUGGAGGUAGAUGAGACGGACAGCGGGGCAGAGCUGAAGUGGAAGAAUGUGGCCAGGCGGCUGAAAGAAGACCUGGCCAGCAUCGUCCUCCUGUCAGAGGAGGACCUCCAGGUGCUCAUCGACGUUCCCUGUGCAGACCUGGCUCAGGAGCUGGGCCAAAGCUGCGUCACGGUCCAGGGGCUGCAGAACACCCUCCAGCAGGUGCUGGACCAGCGGGAGGAGGCCCGCCAGUCCAAGCAGCUCCUGGAGCUCUACCUCCAGGCUCUGGAGAAGGAGGGCAUCAUCCUGUCCAGGCAGCCAGGGUCCCACACUGGCUUCGGUGACGAGGGGGAUGCCGUGGACACGGGUCUGAGCAGAGAGUGCUCCUCUGAAACUGCCCUUUCGAGCCAGGUCCUCACCACGCUGAAGGAGAAGCCUGCUCCCGAGCUGAGCUUGUCUAGCCAGGAUUUGGAGCUGGUCACCAAGGAGGACCCCCAGGCCCUGGCUGUGGCUCUGCACUGGGACGUGAAGAAGACGGAAGCUGUGCAGCAGGCCUGCGAGCAGGAGCUGAGCCUGCGCCUCCAGCAGGUACAGAGCCUGCACUCCCUCAGGAGCCUUGCAGUGCGGAGGGACUCGCUGCCCGGGAACCCGCAGAAUUCCAAACGAGCCAGGCAGGACCCCGCAUAGUGUGCCGCACACACGCCCAAGAGAGCCGCGGACCUCGGUUUUGUUACCGGUAAAUCCCUUCAGCCUUAACAGCGACCUGUGUCCCGCUCCCCCCGCCGUGGCACACCAUCUCCUGGGAGAAGCUGGAAGACUGUUCCAGAUCUCAGCGUCUGCCCUCCUGCCCGCUUUGAUGUAGCUGCACCAGUAUGCCCACCUCCUCAACACGUUCCUAUGUCCUGUUUUAAGUGGCGAAGGACAGUGAAAAGAAACGGUCAUACUUGGUUGUUUUUUUUAAUUGUCAUACUUCAGACUCAUCAUCCUGUUCUAAAGCUAGAAAUGCAGAAUUUAAACGAAUAACGGUAAAGAAGGUGGCACAAUAGUGUUGAUGAUGGCCACAAACUUGUUUCUCAAAUUAAUGAACUUCCUUGUUUGUUCAAAGGCACAUAUUAAGUCCGCAGACCUUGGGACACGGAGAGUCUCGUGAUUUCUAAUGUCCAGUUCAGUAUUGUCUAGCCGUAUCUGCAACCUCAGUUUUCCAAUAUGUUUUAUCAGCGGGGGUGAGAGGUCAUUGAGUCGAUUUCCACGCGACAUGACUGAGGCUGUCUGGGUGCAAAGCAGACUUUCACUCUUCAGGUUUUGUGCCUCUCCUUGCGGGGAAAGGUUAUCAGGGAUUUCAUUUUUUUAAGCAUGCUUAGAGGAAGUAGAAUGCUGUUAGGAGAUACAGUGGCUAGUUAUUAUUUUAGGCUAAUUAUUCAGUGACAAAAUACAACAACGAGUCCGGGGCCUGGGUGGUGCGGCACACGCAGAACAGAGAGCCUCUCCCUCUGACCUCUGAGGAGGGCUCCGCUGCUCUCAGCACCUUCCCUGAGGCCUCACAGCCUGCUUCUCAGCCCCGUCGCCUUCUCGGUAGCACAUUUGUUUUGCUUCCUUCAUUGUCCUUAAAUGACAGCCAGGGCUGAUGGCCCGCCUACCUGUGUGCUUGCUACCGCACUGACAGCAUACCCCAAAUGUGAUAUUUCGUAAGAAACAAAAGCAGCGUUUCCAAUAAAAAGACAUGUGUCUCGGGA